Molecule: messenger RNA, 1514 nt
Organism: Manis javanica (Malayan pangolin)
Lineage: Eukaryota; Metazoa; Chordata; Mammalia; Pholidota; Manidae
Gene: KCNK4
Product: potassium two pore domain channel subfamily K member 4
Biological process (GO): stabilization of membrane potential; potassium ion transmembrane transport
Cellular component (GO): plasma membrane
Molecular function (GO): outward rectifier potassium channel activity; potassium ion leak channel activity
Source: RefSeq, a predicted model, not a curated record
CUUUCCCUUCGCGCGCCUCCGCGCGCCUCAACCUCCUCCUCGGAGGCGGGUUCCCAACGCCCCUUCCAGGUCCCCGGCGGUUCAUCCCUGGCCCGGCUCGCCCUCGGCAGGCUCAGUCUCUUCCCCUACCACUUCCCUUUCCCUUCCGGGUACCCUCUUAUCUUCUCAUACCUCGGAGUCCCCGGACAGGGGCUGAGGGCCGGGCAGUGGAGUGACCGCAGCUCCCCAGGAGUCCCCUGCCCGGCCUCCCCAGGCGGGCAGUGGAAUCGGCCGGGCCUCUGGGCGCACCAUGCGCAGCACCACACUACUAGCACUGCUGGCACUGGUCCUGCUCUACCUGGUGUUGGGCGCCCUGGUGUUCCAGGCCCUAGAGCAGCCCCACGAGCAACAGGCCCAGAGGGAGCUGGGGGAGGUCCGAGAGAAGUUCCUGAGGGCGCAUCCAUGUGUGAGCGACCAGGACCUGGGGCUCUUCAUCAAGGAGGUGGCUGAUGCCCUGGGAGGGGGUGCGAACCCUGACACCAACUCUACCAGUAACAGCAACCACUCAGCCUGGGACCUGGGCAGCGCCUUCUUUUUCUCAGGCACCAUCAUCACCACCAUCGGGUAUGGCAACGUGGCCCUGCGCACAGAUGCUGGGCGCCUCUUCUGCAUCUUCUAUGCACUGGUGGGGAUCCCACUGUUUGGGAUCCUGCUGGCCGGGGUCGGGGACCGGCUGGGCUCCUCCCUGCGUCACGGCAUCGGUCACAUUGAAGCCAUCUUCCUGAAGUGGCACGUGCCACCGGAGCUGGUGCGAGUGCUAUCGGCGGUGCUUUUCCUGGUGAUCGGCUGCCUGCUCUUUGUCCUCACACCCACGUUCGUGUUCUGCUAUGUGGAGGGCUGGAGCAAGCUGGAAGCCAUCUACUUCGUCGUAGUGACUCUCACCACGGUGGGCUUCGGGGACUAUGUGGCCGGUGCCAGCCCCAACCAGAACUCUGCAGCCUACCAGCCAUUGGUGUGGUUCUGGAUCCUGCUUGGUCUAGCCUACUUCGCCUCAGUGCUCACCACCAUCGGGAACUGGCUGCGAGUAGUGUCCCGCCGCACUCGGGCAGAGAUGGGCGGCUUCACGGCGCAGGCCGCCAGCUGGACCGGCACGGUGACCGCGCGGGUGACCCAGCGGGCCGGGCCCACCGCACCGCCGCCGCCGGAGAAGGAGCGGCCACUCCUGCCUCCACCGCCGUGUGUACCCCAGCCUGCCGGCAGGCCCCUAUCCCCUGCGGCCCCGGAGAAGGCCGAGCUGCCCUCCCCGCCCACCCCACCCACGGCCUCCGCGCUGGAUUACCCCAGCGAGAACCUGGCCUUCAUCGACGAGUCCUCGGACACGCAGAGCGAGCGCGGCUGCGCGUUACCCCGUGCGCCACGGGGUCGCCGCCGUCCCCCCAAUCCCCCCAGGAAGCCCGCGCGUCCCCGGGGCCUCGGGCGUCCCCGGGAGAAAGGCAUGCCUGUGUAGGUGCAGGACUCGGGGCCGAGCCUCUCAG